Molecule: messenger RNA, 2991 nt
Organism: Sphenostylis stenocarpa
Lineage: Eukaryota; Viridiplantae; Streptophyta; Magnoliopsida; Fabales; Fabaceae
Source: the annotation of a GenBank genome assembly
AUGCAACAAAACAAAAAAUAUGCACAAUCUUCUUUUAUUCUGACACCAUUGCCUUUGCCUUUGCUUAGGGUACAUACAAUUGUCCCUCUCCCUUGUGCUCUCCAAGUUCCAAUGGAGAUUUUCAAAUGCUUCUACAUCAAUCUUCUUCUUGCUUUCAUGUUAUCAGCAGUUUUAGCAAUCGACCCUUACUCAGGGGCACUCCUUAGCCUAAAAUCUGAACUUGUAGAUGAUGAUAACAGCUUGCACGACUGGGUGGUGCCCUCGGGAGGAAAAUUAAAUGGGAAAUACUAUGCGUGUUCUUGGUCAGGUAUCAUGUGUAACAAUGACUCAACCGUUGUAACUUCUAUAGACCUUUCCAUGAAGAAACUGGCAGGUAUAUUGUCAGGGAAGCAAUUCAGCAUCUUCACAAACCUCACUAAUCUCAACCUGAGCUACAAUUUCUUCUCUGGACAGCUUCCAGCGGAGAUUUUCAACCUCACCAGCCUAACAAGCUUGGACAUAAGCAGAAACAACUUUUCUGGUUCCUUCCCUGGUGGAAUUCCCAGACUCCAAAAUUUGGUUGUACUUGAUGCCUUUAGCAACAGUUUUUCAGGGCAAUUGCCUGCUGAAUUUUCACAGCUUGCAUACCUUAAAGUUCUCAAUCUAGCUGGGAGCUACUUCAGAGGGUCAAUUCCAUCUGCAUAUGGUUCUUUCAAAAGCCUUCAGUUUCUUCAUCUUGCAGGAAAUUCUCUUUCAGGAAGUAUACCUCCAGAACUGGGUAACCUCAAAACAGUGACCCAUAUGGAGAUUGGCUACAAUCUAUACCAGAGUUUUAUUCCACCCGAACUAGGCAACAUGAGUCAGCUUCAGUAUCUUGACAUAGCAGAAGCAAAUCUAUCUGGCCCCAUACCAAAGCAACUCUCCAACCUCACCAGUUUGCAAUCGCUUUUCCUGUUCAGAAACAAGCUCACAGGAUCAGUACCAAGUGAGCUCAGUCACAUAGAAUCUCUCACAGAUUUAGAUCUCUCUGAUAACGUCCUCUCAGGGUCCAUUCCUGAAAGCUUCUCAGAGCUAGAGAACCUAAGACUGCUCAGUCUUAUGUACAAUGACAUGAGUGGCACUGUUCCUGAAGGCAUUGCGCAACUCCCAUCCUUGGAAACUCUUCUCAUUUGGAAUAACCGCUUCUCUGGGUCACUUCCACAGAGCUUAGGGAGGAACUCCAAACUCAAGUGGGUGGAUGCUUCCACGAACAAUUUAGUUGGCACCAUACCACCAGACAUCUGUGUGAGUGGAGAACUAUUUAAACUAAUGCUGUUUUCAAACAACUUCACAGGUGAUCUUUCGUCAAUCUCCAAUUGUUCUUCCCUCGUUCGCCUUCGCCUAGAAGAUAAUUCCUUUUCCGGAGAAAUCACUUUGAAAUUCAGCCAUCUUCCUGGUAUCGUAUACGUUGAUCUCUCCAGGAACAACUUUGAUGGUGGCAUUCCCUCAGAUAUUUCUCAAGCCACUCAACUGGAGUAUUUUAACGUGUCUUAUAAUAUGCAAUUAGGAGGUACCAUUCCGGCACAAACGUGGUCUUUGCCCCAACUUCAAAAUUUUUCGGCAUCUUCUUGUGGUAUUUCUGGUGAUCUUCCCCUAUUUGAACCCUGCAAAUCAAUUUCAGUUAUUGAUCUAGAUAGCAAUAACUUAUCUGGAAUCAUCCCAAACAGUGCUUCCAAAUGUCAAGCUCUUGAGAAAAUCAAACUAUCCAACAAUAAUUUAACAGGUCAUAUACCUGAUGAGCUUGCAAGUAUUCCUGUUCUCGGUGUAGUGGACCUAUCAAACAACAAGUUCAAUGGCCCCAUACCUGCGAAGUUUGGAAGUUGUUCAAGUUUACAACUUCUGAAUGUGUCUUUCAACAAUAUCUCUGGUUUAAUACCCAAAGCAAAGUCAUUCAAAUUGAUGGGAAGAAGUGCAUUUAUUGGAAAUUCAGAGCUAUGUGGAGCACCCCUGAGACCAUGUCCUGAUUCAGUUGGGAUAUUGGGCGGCAGCAAAGGCACGUGGAAGAUUACACGUAUUGUGCUACUCUCUGUAGGGCUGCUAAUAGUUCUUCUGGGACUUACUUUUGGAAUAUUUUAUUUGAGAAGAGGGAUAAAAAGUCAAUGGAAGAUGGUCUCAUACGAGGGUCUCCCUCAAUUCACGGCAAAUGAUGUUUUGACAAGCCUCAAUGCCACAAAACCAACAGAAGUUCCAUCACCAUCACCAGCAGUUACAAAGGCUGUUCUGCCUACAGGAAUAACAGUUUUGGUCAAGAAGAUUGAAUGGGAAGCGAGGAGCAUCAAGGUUGUGUCAGAAUUUAUAAUGAGACUGGGAAAUUCAAGGCACAAGAAUUUAAUCAGACUACUGGGGUUUUGCCACAACCAGCACUUAGUCUAUCUUUUGUAUGAUUACUUGCCCAAUGGGAAUUUGGCUGAGAAAAUGGAAAUGAAAUGGGAUUGGGCAGCAAAAUUCAGUACAGUGGUUGGAAUUGCAAGGGGACUCUGCUUUCUUCACCAUGAAUGUUACCCAGCAAUACCCCAUGGAGACUUGAAGCCUAGCAACAUUGUAUUUGACGAAAAUAUGGAACCCCAUUUGGCAGAAUUUGGAUUCAAACAAGUGUUCAGGUUGAGCAAAGGCUCAUCACCCACCACAACAACUAAGUGGGAAGCAGAAUACGAUGUGGCCACGAAAGAGGAACUGUGCAUGGAUAUCUACAAAUUUGGGGAGAUUAUUCUGGAAAUUUUAAGUGCCGGAAGGUUGACAAAUGCAGGAGCCAGCAUACACAGCAAACCAUGGGAGGUUCUCUUGAGAGAAAUUUACAACGAGAAUGAAGCAAGCUCCGCAAGUUCAUUGCAAGAGAUUAAACUGGUUCUUGAGGUUGCUAUGCUUUGCACCAGAAGCAAGUCAUCAGACCAGCCAUCCAUGGAAGAUGUUCUCAAGCUUCUAUCAGGGCUAAAGCAUCUAGAUGAUGACAGAACUUCGAAAGAAGGGCAAUAA